AUGUCGGUCGAACCCGAAAGAAGGGGGGAAAAAAACUGGAAGGAAUUGGUGAAGAAGAUGCUCCCACCUGGAGCAUCUCUCCCUGAAAGUGCUAGCGAUCUAGAUUACUCUAUAGCUAUGGAGUACGAGGGUCCACCAGUAGUCCAUGACGUUCCAAGAAUCGAACCGCUUGACAUAAAUUCUCGUUCAAUUCCAGUUGCUGAACCUCUUUCUGAAUCCCAAAGGUCCAUUGCAAAGGACGGUCCUCCAACGAUCGAACCAAUUCCUUUGCCUGUCUCUCGUAUUGCUGGCGUCACGAGUUCGCCUGCUCAGAGCCCAAGGGCAUCAGGAAGUUCAGAGUCUGUAGUAUCCGUCUUGCAAAACCAUGAUUUUUCUUCAGCUUCACCUUCUGCCUCCCCAGCUUCAGUUCACAACCCACCUAGCAAUCAACCUAAACAAGUAGUUAUUGAUGCAAGAAGAGCACCCGUUGUCACUUUUAAUACUGUUGAUCACUCCCAUCGAAAAGAACUUAGCGUCGAGAAGCAAGUGUAUCCCGAGUACGUAGGAGUUUCGAAAGAGAAAAAGAAAAAGAAAAGUCGGGUAUGUUAUAGGUGUGGCAAAGGAAAGUGGGAAACAAAGGAGUCAUGUCUUGUCUGUGAUGCCAAGUAUUGCGGCAACUGUGUGCUUAGAGCCAUGGGAUCGAUGCCUGAAGGGCGUAAAUGUGUAACUUGCAUUGGUGAUCCUAUAGAUGAGUCGAAGAGGUCAAAAUUGGGCAAGCAUUCGAGGGUCUUGUCUCGACUACUUAGUCCUUUGGAAGUGAAGCAGAUUAUGAAAGCAGAGAAAGAAUGUCCUGCUAAUCAACUUCGCCCCGAACAGCUGAUUGUAAAUGGAUCACCCCUACGAUCCGAAGAGAUGGCAGAAUUACUUGGAUGCCCUCUUGCUCCACAGAAACUGAAACCCGGAAGAUAUUGGUAUGACAAAGAAUCUGGUCUCUGGGGAAAGGAAGGAGAAAAACCAGAUAGAAUCAUUAGUUCGAACUUAAGUUUCACUGGCAAACUUAGCCCGCACGCAAGCAAUGGAAACACCGAAGUUUACAUCAAUGGUCGAGAAAUCACGAGACUCGAAUUAAGGGUGCUUAAGUUGGCAAACGUACAAUGCCCACGCGACACCCAUUUUUGGGUCUACGACGAUGGUCGCUACGAGGAAGAAGGUCAGAACAAUAUCAGAGGAAAUAUUUGGGAGAAGGCUUCAACACGCUUUGUAUGUGCUUUGUUCUCAUUGCCCGUGCCCCAUGGUCAGCCACCCCAUGGAGUGAGAGAAGAGGCUAGCAAUCAUACAACAGUUCCCAACUAUUUUGAGCAACAAAAGAGGAUUCAGAAACUUCUUCUCAUUGGGAUUGAAGGCUCCGGAACUAGCACAAUCUUUAAGCAGGGAAAAUUUUUGUAUGGGAACAGAUUUACUGAAGAAGAACUUCAAGACAUCAAACUUAUGAUUCAGAGUAAUAUGUACAAGUAUCUUAGCAUCUUGCUUGAUGGUCGAGAACGCUUUGAGGAGGAAUUCAUGAACCGAAAAAAGGUUCGAAGUUCCCAGGAAGGUCGAGCUCCCGAAACUGAUGGAGAGAGGGAAGCUAGCGAAUGCAUUUACUCCAUCAACCCAAGGUUGAAACAUUUUUCCGAUUGGCUCCUCGAUAUCAUUGCUACUGGAGAUUUGGACGCGUUCUUCCCUGCUGCAACUCGUGAGUAUGCUCCAUUAGUUGAAGAGCUAUGGAAGGAUCCUGCAAUCCAGGAAACGUACAAGAGAAAAGACGAGCUACACUUCCUUCCCGAUGUUGCCGAGUACUUCUUAAGCAGGGCAGUGGAGGUUUCAAGCAAUGAAUAUGAACCUUCUGAUCGAGAUAUCUUGUAUGCAGAAGGGGUAACCCAAGGGAAUGGAUUGGCUUUCAUGGAAUUUUCACUUGAUGAUCGGAGUCCAAUGUCUGAGACUUACACUGAUAAUCUUGAAGCUCCGCCCCCACCUCUUACUAGAUACCAACUUAUAAGGGUAAGUGCCAAGGGGAUGAAUGAAGGGUGCAAAUGGGUAGAGAUGUUUGAAGAUGUUCGAGUUGUCGUCUUCUGCGUUGCGCUUAGUGAUUUCGAUCAAUUGUCUCGUGCCCCAGAAGGUAACAGCAGCGGAAACCUAUUACAAAACAAGAUGAUGCAGAGUAAGGAGCUUUUCGAGGCAAUGGUCCGACACCCUUGUUUCAAAAAUACCCCAUUCGUGUUGAUACUCAACAAAUACGAUCUCUUUGAAGAGAAAGUAAAUCGAGCAUCAUUGAAUGUCUGCGAAUGGUUUAAUGAUUUCAGCCCCGUGCGACCGCUGCAUAGCAACCAGUCACUGUCUCAUCAAGCUUACUACUAUGUAGCUAUGAAAUUCAAAGACCUUUAUCAAUCCAUCACAGGUCGUAAGCUUUUCGUGUGGCAAGCUAGAGCGAGGGACCGAGUGACGAUUGAUGAGGCAUUCAAGUAUAUAAGAGAAGUAGUGAAGUGGGAUGAGGAGAAAGAGAGGCCUUACUAUGGUGGACCUGAGGAUUCCUUCUAUAGCACAGAUGUGAGCUCAUCUCCAUUUGUUAGACAACAAUGA
Molecule: messenger RNA, 2598 nt
Organism: Cucurbita moschata (crookneck pumpkin)
Lineage: Eukaryota; Viridiplantae; Streptophyta; Magnoliopsida; Cucurbitales; Cucurbitaceae
Product: extra-large guanine nucleotide-binding protein 3-like
Exons: 8
Coding region: 1-2598 (865 amino acids)
Biological process (GO): adenylate cyclase-modulating G protein-coupled receptor signaling pathway
Cellular component (GO): heterotrimeric G-protein complex
Molecular function (GO): GTPase activity; G-protein beta/gamma-subunit complex binding; G protein-coupled receptor binding
Source: RefSeq, a predicted model, not a curated record